Microthlaspi erraticum is the source of this 1461-nucleotide messenger RNA. The record is from the annotation of a GenBank genome assembly. Lineage: Eukaryota; Viridiplantae; Streptophyta; Magnoliopsida; Brassicales; Brassicaceae.
AUGGAGACUAAGAAUGAGAAUGAGACGUCUGAUGUUUCACGCGCCGAGGAGUUGAAAAAUCAGGCUAAUGAAGCUUUUAAAGGUCACAAGUACUCCAAUGCUAUUGAUCUGUAUUCGCAAGCUAUUGAGCUCAACGGCAAUAACGCUGUGUAUUGGGCAAACCGUGCGUUUGCUCACACAAAACUGGAGGAAUAUGGCAGUGCAAUACUAGAUGCGACAAAGGCCAUUGAGAUUGAUUCAAGAUACUCUAAGGGGUAUUACAGGCGUGGUGCUGCCUAUCUUGCCAUGGGAAAGUUUAAGGAUGCCUUGAAGGAUUUCCAACAGGUUAAAAGGAUUUCUCCUAAUGACCCUGACGCGGCAAGGAAGCUAAGAGAAUGUGAGAAAGCAGUGAUGAAACUCAAAUUUGAAGAAGCAAUUUCCGUACCAGUAUCUGAAAGGCGCUCAGUUGCAGAGUCCAUUGACUACAGCACAAUAGAGGUUGAGCCUCAGUAUUCCGGUGCUAGAAUGGAGGGAGAGGAAGUCACCUUGGAUUUCGUGAAGAAGAUGAUGGAGGACUUCAAAGAGCAAAAGACAUUGCAUAAACGGUAUGCGUACCAAAUUGUCUUACAGACAAGACAAAUCUUGCUAGCAUUGCCUUCUCUCGUGGAUAUUACUGUUCCUAAUGGCAAGCACAUGACAGUCUGCGGUGACGUUCAUGGUCAGUUUUAUGACCUCAUGAACAUUUUUGAGCUUAAUGGACUACCUUCCGAGGAGAAUCCCUACCUUUUCAAUGGCGACUUUGUGGACAGAGGCUCAUUCUCUGUUGAGAUCAUCCUCACAUUGUUUGCAUUCAAGUGCAUGUGUCCAACAUCCAUAUAUCUAGCCAGAGGGAAUCAUGAGAGCAAGAGCAUGAACAAAAUAUAUGGUUUUGAGGGGGAGGUUCGGUCCAAGCUGAGUGAAAAAUUCGUGGAUCUCUUUGCUGAAGUGUUCUGCUACCUUCCGUUGGCUCAUGUUAUAAAUGGGAAGAUAUUUGUGGUGCAUGGAGGUCUCUUCAGUGUGGACGGCGUGAAACUCUCAGACAUCAGAACCAUUGACCGUUUCUGUGAGCCUCCUGAGGAAGGAUUAAUGUGUGAAAUGUUGUGGAGUGAUCCUCAACCUCUCCCUGGAAGAGGCCCAAGCAAGCGAGGUGUUGGUCUUUCAUUUGGUGGAGAUGUAACGAAGAGAUUUUUGGACGACAACAAUCUAGAGUUGUUGGUCCGAUCACAUGAAGUGAAAGAUGAAGGCUACGAAGUUGAUCAUGAUGGUAAACUCAUCACUGUCUUCUCUGCGCCAAACUACUGUGAUCAGAUGGGUAACAAGGGAGCUUUCAUUCGCUUCGAAGCUCCUGAGAUGAAGCCAAACAUUGUAACAUUCUCAGCAGUGCCUCACCCGGAUGUGAAGCCAAUGGCGUAUGCAAACAAUUUUCUCAGGAUGUUCAACUAA